GUCCGCCGCCUGCCUUCCCACACGCGCUCAGAUGGUUUUCAGAGCUCCGCUUGACUUUAUCUCCGCGUCUCGCCUCCUCCUGCCUCAUUUCGCAGAUGCCCCCCCUGUACUGUCCCGGUCCCGGUCGCCGGAGCACCCUCCCGCCGGGUUCCUGUCCUUCGCCCUGCCAGGACUGUGCUUCUCCGCCACGCAGAUCGCCAGCGUGUGUGAGACUCUGGAGGAGACCGGGGACAUCGAGCGGCUGGCCCGCUUCCUCUGGUCUCUCCCGGUAAACACAGAUGGUCGCGACUCCAUCUCCGAGCAUGAGUCGGUGCAGCGGGCUCGCGCCGUGGUGGCCUUCCACACGGGAUGCUAUCGCGAGCUUUACCGCAUCCUAGAGACGCACCGCUUCACGCGCGCCUCACACAGCAAACUGCAGGCCAUGUGGCUGGAAGCUCACUACCGGGAGGCGGAGAAGCUCCGGGGGAGGCCGCUGGGUCCGGUGGACAAGUACCGGGUACGGAAGAAGUUCCCCUUACCCAGAACCAUAUGGGACGGUGAGCAGAAGACGCACUGCUUUAAGGAGCGCACUCGAGGGCUUUUGAGAGAGUGGUACCUGCAGGAUCCAUACCCCAACCCGGGAAAGAAGCGGGAGCUGGCCCACGCCACAGGGCUGACCCCGACUCAAGUAGGGAACUGGUUUAAGAACCGGAGACAGCGGGACCGCGCAGCAGCAGCUAAGAACAGGUUGCAGCACCACCGCAUCUGUCCAGACAGUGCGUGCACUCUGAGUGGGGGAGACAGCAGCGAGCGGGCAGAUGGAGACACGUUCCUCUCAGUAACGGACAGUGACUCUGACUUGGAUGUCUAAAGAUUUUCUUUCUGAAAAAUUUUUAACAAUGAGGAGAUAAGGACACUAAGUUGGGGAAACAAGACCAAGACCAAGUUGUGUGGUUUAAAAAAAGACAAAUCCAGGGAUAAAUUAGAUGCAUCCCAUUUCUUAUUGUUAUUUCGCAUUUUAGAGAAAUGUCCGAAUGAAAAACAGUGAAUGUUAUUUCAGGUUUUCAAACAGUCUUUUCCAUUUCUUUAACUAGAUUGUCUUUAUUGGAUCAAAAUUACUGAUUUUAACUAUCAGUUUGAUGUUAAACUCCUCUGGAUCUAUCCCAUAUCAUGCUGGAUUUCUGUAAGACUUGACAGACUGAAAACUCCAAAAAAUAAGACCUCAUUAUCUUCAUGCCAUUUUUAUUGAACAUUUUCCCCAUUAGAUCCCCCUGGAGUAUUGUUGGGUGUGUAUUGCUGUAGACAAUCAAUACCAGCAAAUUCUACCUCCUUUUGUACCUGAUUAAAGCUUAGUUGCUUCUGUUUUCAUUUUGCUUUCACCACAGUUUCCUUCAAGGCUCACUGUGAAGUUUGUGUCAAAGCUGUGUGUUUCUAAGCUGGAGAUAAAUAAAUACUUCAGUAUUUUAUAUGAAUAA
Molecule: messenger RNA, 1454 nt
Organism: Oryzias latipes (Japanese medaka)
Lineage: Eukaryota; Metazoa; Chordata; Actinopteri; Beloniformes; Adrianichthyidae
Gene: six3b
Product: SIX homeobox 3b
Biological process (GO): regulation of transcription by RNA polymerase II; eye development
Cellular component (GO): nucleus; transcription regulator complex
Molecular function (GO): RNA polymerase II cis-regulatory region sequence-specific DNA binding; DNA-binding transcription factor activity, RNA polymerase II-specific
Source: RefSeq, marked provisional